Alternaria arbusti is the source of this 960-nucleotide messenger RNA. RefSeq lists its product as uncharacterized. Bases 1 to 960 code for a protein of 319 amino acids. Lineage: Eukaryota; Fungi; Ascomycota; Dothideomycetes; Pleosporales; Pleosporaceae. The transcript has 2 exons. The record is from RefSeq and is a predicted model, not a curated record.
AUGCCUCCAAAGCGAAAGGACGAAGCAAUCACGACCGCGAAGCCUGCUAAGAGAGUUAAGACAGGCGGCACCUCUACACGCACACAUCCUCUCAAUAAGCCGGCCGGCGAUGAGACACCCGCCAACAGCAACGUCAAGAAGAGAAAGCCCCAACGACGACUCUAUCAAAGCCCACAACCAACCACAGCUACGGUAGAUGGUACAGCGUCCUCUCCAUUCAUGGCCCUGCUAACCGAACUGCGCUGCCAAAUCUACAACUACCUAGCAGACAUCGUCUACGAUCCCGUUUUCCCCGAGCCGGGCAUCUGCAGCUGGGAAGUAUGUCGGAUGCCCACCGCACUCCUUCAACUCAACAAGACUAUAUACGAAGAAGUGAAGCAUCCCGCGGUGCAGAAGCCGUUACAGAAAGUCAACGACGAGCUUGCGCCCAAGAUGAUCCUCGGCCCGACGCGCGCUGAGAUAGACCCUGUUACCGCGGUCAAAUACGUCAGUCUGAAGAUUGCGUCUUGGUACAACGAUACGUAUCUACCGCAGCAAGUACAAAACGGGAGUAUGAAGGCUUCCAGUGCCCAGAUCAAGUGCAAGACCAAGCACUUGCACAAGUUUGUGAAACAGACUUUGAGAAGAAUGGCGCUGAGGAAGAUCUGCGAGAUUCGGAUUCGACUCCUAAGCCACCCACUGGGACCGCUACACAAGCGAAAAUUUGGGAUCGGUGCUCCAUUCUGUGACCACACGGAGUACGAAAGAUUGGCCGCGAAAGACAAUAUGCGGAAAGCGCUGAGUGUCGGGAUGAAGCGCGAACUUAAGACCGUGUACCCGUCACAACACGCACAUGUCAACCACACAAGUAUCCUGACUAUGAUGUCGAACGGCUAUCUAGCACAUGGGAUGACCAUCAAGUUCUCGGUGGCACGCGCGAGAGAUCGGCGCUUGUUCGACAGGGCCAAGUCACUCUGUUAA